AUGCUGUCAAUCAUAGCAGUCGCUCCCUAUGCGAUCGGGCUUCUUGCCUUUGCCUUCUUCUUCUUCUUCGGCUAUCCAUAUGUAGAGUAUCUCCGUGACCCCAAGGGGUUCCGCAAAUAUCCCAACCUCCAUCCCUUCUCCGGAUUCUCAGCCAUUCCUUUCAUGGUUAUGGCAUCGCGGGGAUUCAGGUCCAAAGAGUUGGCAGAACUACACAAGAAGCACCCUGUGAUUCGAACGGGACCUAACAUGCUUUCCUAUGGAGAUGUCCGCGCGAUAAAGGAUAUCUACGGCCACAAUACCAAAUGCACCAAAGACAGCUCGUACUUGAUCACCGCCGGAUCUCACUUCAAUCUUGCCGAUGUUGUGGACAAGCCAGACCAUGCAAGAAAACGCAAGGUUCUCUCUUCGGCAUACGCUCUGAAAAAUUUAGAGAGCUGGGAAUAUAAGGUUACCGACAAAGUUCAGAGAAUGUUUAAGCAUUUCGAUGAGGUCUGCACAAUAGCUCCAAAAGAAGCUGUCGCUUCUGGUCGAGUGGCACCGGAUCAAAAUGAACUGACUCUGGACCUGCGUGCUUGGAACAAUUUCUUCACUCUUGAUGCCAUUGCCGACAUUGGGCUGUCCGAGAAACUGGGCUUCCUGGACCAAGGCAACGACAUGUGCGUUGCUGAAAGGAAGGACGGCUCAACAUACAUGACGAGCCUCCGCGAUGCACUCUACCCAACAGCUCGCAAGCAGUCAUACAUCUUAUGGAACUAUGAGUGGUAUCCCCUCCUGAACAAGAUUGUCAACGUGAUCCCCUAUUUCAACCAAAUGCAAAUAGCGAGCGAGAACUGGGAGAACAUCAUGUGGCGCCGAGGGAAUGAGAGGCUCCGUCGCUAUGAGGCAGGCGAGAAGCUCGAUGAUUUCUUCCAGGCCCUCAUGGAGGACAAGAAUGGAAACCCGAACAACCUUGAAUGGGGCGAGGUGGUUGCCGAGUGCAAUAUUAUGAUGAAUGCAGGCAGCGUGACAACGGCCGUAUCGAUCACAAAUGUCAUGUACCAGUUACUUCGCAACCCUCGCACCCUGGCCAAGCUUCGCGAGGAGCUGGACAGUGUGCUCGACGAGGACGAAUAUGUCGCCGACUACGACAAAAUCAAGCACCUUCCGUACCUCCGUGCCUGCUUAGAUGAGUCUCUGCGGAUCUUCCCGCCCACAUCUCAUGGUCUUCCUCGUGAGACUCCUCCAUCGGGCACAAAUAUUCUCGGGGAGUGGGUCGCUGGCAAUACGUCUGUUAGCAUGUCUGCUUAUGUUGCCCAUCGCGAUGAGGGUGUUUUCCCCAAAGCAGAUCAGUACAUUCCUGAGCGAUGGCUUGGGGAGGAAGGAAAGUCUCUUCAGCCCUACUUGAUUGCAUUCUCGGCUGGGGCACGCUCUUGUAUUGGUCGCAAUAUUUCUUAUCUGGAACAAACAAAAGCCGUGGCUUCUAUGGUGCAUCGUUAUGAGUUUGCUUUGGCCUACCCUGGAUGGGAGCUGAAGCGGGAGGAGACUAUGAAUUUGAUUCUGAAAGACAUGCCUGUGAAGAUUUGGCGGCGAAAUGCCCAGAGCGUGGGGAAUGUUCUGUCCAAAGUGUAA
This is a messenger RNA of Penicillium verhagenii, 1608 nucleotides long. RefSeq names its product cytochrome P450. The record is from RefSeq and is a predicted model, not a curated record. Lineage: Eukaryota; Fungi; Ascomycota; Eurotiomycetes; Eurotiales; Aspergillaceae. The coding region runs from base 1 to 1608 and encodes 535 amino acids. The transcript is spliced from 2 exons. Gene Ontology annotation, molecular function: iron ion binding; monooxygenase activity; oxidoreductase activity, acting on paired donors, with incorporation or reduction of molecular oxygen.